Thamnophis elegans (Western terrestrial garter snake) is the source of this 1998-nucleotide messenger RNA. It is a transcript of the gene MTHFSD, whose product is annotated as methenyltetrahydrofolate synthetase domain containing. The record is from RefSeq and is a predicted model, not a curated record. Gene Ontology annotation, molecular function: RNA binding. The transcript is spliced from 8 exons. Gene Ontology annotation, cellular component: cytoplasm. The coding region runs from base 100 to 1317 and encodes 405 amino acids. NCBI's taxonomy places the organism in Eukaryota, Metazoa, Chordata, Lepidosauria, Squamata, Natricidae.
GAGGCGCUACAAUGUAACCGAUGGGCGAAGCGCUCGGAUACAAUGUAACUGACUUCCGGCUCUUUGCUCUCGCUCUGGCGGUUGCUGCAGACAAGGAGCAUGGAGCGAAUGGGACGCUCCGGAGUUUCCAAAUGGGACAUCCGAAACAAAAUUUGGGAUUACAUGGAAGCCAAUAACCUGGCUGAUUUCCCAAGACCGGUCCACCAUCGGAUUCCUAAUUUCAAGGGAGCUUCUCUCGCCUGUGUGAGGAUUUCAGAUUUGGGGGAAUUCCGGAGUGCCAGGAUAGUCAAAGCCAACCCUGAUUCUCCCCAGAAGGACAUCCGCUUUUUAAUUCUGGAAGGCAGGAAAACCCUCCUGGUGCCCACCCCACGUUUGCGUACCGGGCUGUUCAACAGAAUUGUGCCUCCUCCGGGGGCCACAAAGGAGACCCUAAGAAAUUGUGCCACCUCCCGAGGUGUUAGAGAUUAUAGUGUCCCCGUAGGGUUAGAUGCAAAAGUCCACGUGGAUCUGAUUGUGGUGGGAUCUGUGGCUGUUUCUGAGAAAGGAUGGAGGAUUGGGAAAGGAGAAGGCUUCGCGGACAUGGAAUAUGCCAUGAUGGUUUCUAUGGGGGCAGUAGGGGAGAGGACAGCCGUCAUCACAGCAGUUCAUGAUUGUCAGGUAGUGGAUAUUCCAGAAGAACUUCUCGAUGACCACGAUCUAACUGUGGAUUAUAUCCUUACCCCAACGAGGAUCAUCAAGACAGAAUGCAAGCGCCCAAAACCUUGGGGAAUCAUGUGGCAUAAGAUCAGCCGGGAGACUCUGCAGAGAAUCCCAGUCCUCAAGAUCCUUCACGACCGAGAGAGGCUGGAAGGCAAAGAUGUCCACCUCAAAGAUGAACGGCCUGAUACUUUGGCCGCCGAGAAGACACUGAGAGUAGCCGGUGAGAACUUUCCAGGAGGCAGUAGGUCGCAGGCGGAGACCAGCUUGGCCCAACCAAGGCGAGAAGGAGAGGCUUUACUGGAUGAAAGAGGCCACCUCAGUGCUUCUGCUACUGUCUAUGUGGGCAACAUCUCCUCUGGAACCAGGGUGAGUGACCUAAAGGAGGCCCUCAGAAUGCACCACGUGACUCCAGCAAGGCUCUCCUGGCGAGGCGCGCAACGUCAAGCGUUCCUCAGCUACGGCGAUAGAUCCAAGGCUGAAGAGGCCAUGAUGGCCUUGAAAGGCUUAUCUCUCCAAGGCCGUUUGUUGAGGGUUGAAUGGGCCAGGAACCAGGGGGGGCAAAAUGGCGCCUGGGCCCCGUUGACGGAGAAGGACCUGCUGAAAGAGAGUUCAGCUUGACGGUAGAAUGGCAGCCAUCUGGGAUGCUGACCUUUUGCUGAGGUGGCCUACUGGAGAUGAGGAUGGAAUGACAUCUGGAUGGUUCCGAUUAUUUAUCUGACCGCGAUUCUCUUGGCCUUUUGAUGUUUCCACACCAUUUGGGGGAGGAGGUGUGGUGAAGAAGCUGUAGAGCAGAUUAACGCAAUUGCCUUGUUAUCUUCUGGAUAGAGUUAAACCAAUGUCCUUCGUAGGUAGUCACGUUUGCUGGAGAAGGACGUGAAGCAAAACGUCAAAAUUGGCCUCUGUCCUCACACGGACAUCACAAAGCAGCUCUGAUUCAUUGUGUCUUGUUAUCCAUGGUCCAUAGAAGGUGAGAAGAUAUCAGACCUAGGAUUUUGCAUCAAGCCUUGAAGAGGUUAACAUGCUCUAUUGGCCUGCAGAAGGGAAGGUCCUCUUUGGCCUUUGGCUGGCCUCUACUUUCGGCCAAGGGUUUGUUCCUUUGCAUAGCACAACUCUGGAGUAAAGCCUAUCAUUUGUUGGGGUGGCAAUCUCCAUCUCAGAUCCUUGUUGUGUAACGUAUAGAAAGGCAAGUGUUACUGAGUUGAUCUUUAGCAAGCAAAGAGUUCUUGGUUUGCCAAUAUAUAUAUAUUUUAGCUUCCUCCCAUAAAUGGGGCUUACCAGGGGUUGUAAAAAUCUAAUAGA